AUGCGCUUACUAGUAAAAGUGGUCCACAAAGCGGAGUUUGUUUAUGCGCUCAUGUUUUUAUUUCUCGCAGAAUGUGCAAUAUCACAUAAAUCAAAAAAUACAGUGAUUCUUCUGGCGGAUGAUGGUGGAUUUGAGUUGGGAGCUUAUGGAAACAAAAUAUGUCAAACUCCGAACAUCGACGCGCUUGCUCGCCGCGGCGUCAUUUUUAAUAAUGUCUUCACAUCGGUGAGCAGCUGCUCGCCUAGCCGUGCCGCAUUACUGACUGGACAACCGAGUCACCAAAAUGGCAUGUACGGGUUGCACCAUGGCAUUCACCAUUUCAACUCGUUCAACAAUGUCACCAGUUUGCCUAACUUGUUGAGAAGUCACGGAGUAUAUACUGGGAUAAUUGGCAAGAAGCAUGUAGGACCUAAUGCUGUGUACCAAUUUGAUUUUGAGCAGACGGAAGAAAAUAACCACAUCAAUCAAGUGGGAAGAAAUAUCACUCAUAUAAAAUUGUUGGUAAGAGAGUUCUUGCAGCUGGUGAAUAAAAAUAAGAUGCCUUUUUUGUUAUAUGUGGGUUUCCAUGAUCCUCAUCGGUGUGGCCAUAGUGAGCCCCAGUAUGGUGCAUUCUGUGAAAGAUUUGGUUCAGGUGAGCCAGGAAUGGGAUCCAUUCCUGAUUGGGAGCCCUGGUACUACCAGUGGGAUGAGGUGCAGCUGCCAUUUCAUAUUCAGGAUACUGAAGCUGCCAGAAGGGACAUUGCAGCACAGUAUACUACAAUGUCAAGGCUUGAUCAAGGCGUUGCAUUGAUACUGAGGGAAUUAGACACAUCGGGACAUACUAAUGAUACUUUGGUAAUCUACACAUCAGAUAAUGGGAUUCCCUUUCCUUCUGGUCGCACAAAUUUUUAUGAUCCUGGACUUAGAGAACCUUUAAUUAUCUCGUCUCCAGAAAUGAGUGCUAGGAAGAAUGAAGCUUCUUAUACAAUGGUCAGUUUAUUAGACGUAUUUCCAACCGUACUCGAUUGGUUUGGAAUACUUGAAGAAAUGGAUGUCAGUAAUGACAUCGAUGGUCGCGGCGAUCUCCCUAAGAGUCUUUUGCCAAUCUUAAUAAGGGAACCGCCGCUUUCUAACGACGAAGCGGUGUUCGCGUCCCAGACGCAUCACGAGAUCACAAUGUAUUACCCCAUGAGGGCGGUGCGAACGAGUAGCCAUAAAUUAAUCCAUAACCUCAACUUCGCGAUGCCAUUUCCGAUCGACCAGGACCUCUACAUGUCCCCGACGUUCCAGGAUAUAUUGAACCGCACACGCAGCAAGCAGCCGCUGCCGUGGUACAAAACGUUGAAACGGCACUAUUACCGGCCCCAGUGGGAACUCUACGACUUGCUUGCUGACCCUGAAGAGCUAAACAAUCUGCACGGCAAGAGCGGCUCGGCUGAGACGGAGUCAAGAUUGCGAGUACGCCUGCUCGCUUGGCAGCGGGACACACGGGACCCUUGGUUAUGCUCUCCAGACGCCGUUCUCGAAGGAGACGAGGUGUGCCGCAGCCUCGAUAACGGUCUUAUGCACUUUCAUAUGCGGUAG
Molecule: messenger RNA, 1563 nt
Organism: Leptosia nina
Lineage: Eukaryota; Metazoa; Arthropoda; Insecta; Lepidoptera; Pieridae
Source: the annotation of a GenBank genome assembly